Molecule: messenger RNA, 3639 nt
Organism: Anopheles nili
Lineage: Eukaryota; Metazoa; Arthropoda; Insecta; Diptera; Culicidae
Exons: 12
Coding region: 1-3639 (1212 amino acids)
Cellular component (GO): cytoskeleton
Source: RefSeq, a predicted model, not a curated record
AUGUAUUGCCUUUGCCGAUCGUCGAAAACCAUCACCGUGCGGAUCGUGCUGCUGGACGAGACGGACUUUCUUCACGAACUGCAGGACGAUCUGCCCGGUCAGGCCCUGCUGGAUGUGGUGUUCGCUCGGCUCAACCUGAUAGAGACGGCGUACUUCGGCAUCCGGUACAUCGAUCAGGACAAUCAGACGCACUGGCUUGAUCCUGGAGCGCGCCUAUCUCGGCAGCUGAAGGCGGGUAAGCUGCCGUACGACCUGUACUUUGGCGUCAAAUUCUACGCGUGUGACCCGUGCAAGCUGGUCGAGGAAAUCACGAGGUACCAGCUGUACUUGCAGGUCAAGCAGGACAUCCUCCAGGGCCGGCUGCCCGUAUCCUUCGAGCUGGCGGCCGAACUGGGAGCGUACGUCGUGCAGGCCGAGCUGGGAAACUACGACCCCCGGAAGCAUCCGCCCGGGUACGUGUCGGAGUUCCGGCUGCUCAACAACCAAACGAAGGAGAUCGAAAGCCGCAUCCAUGAGCUGCACAUCCAGCUGGAAGGGAUGGCCCCAUCGCAGGCCGAGUUCAACUAUCUGGACAAGGUCAAGUGGCAUGACAUGUACGGUGUCGAUCUUCACCCGGUGCUGGGUGAAGACAGCGUGGAGUACUUUCUCGGACUGACACCAGGUGGCAUCGUGGUGCUGCGGAACAAAACCACCGUCGCGCACUACUACUGGCCGCGGAUAGCGAAGGUUUACUACAAGGGCCGGUACUUUAUGCUUCGCGUCUGUGAUAAAAACAACGAAGUGAGCACGUACGGUUUUGAGACACCAAAAAAGAGCGCCUGCAAGCAUCUGUGGAAGUGCUGCGUUGAGCAUCAUUCGUUCUUCCGGUUGGUCCGGGUGGCACCGAUGCAGGCCACUGGCACGCUGGGCAGCAAGUACAGCUCCCGGUCGGAUCGUCACACCGGUAAGGAUCUACACACACAGCAACGUGUUCCACCGGUCUUUACCAGGACACCUUCGAGGAGACAACCGAGACGUGUGCUGAACGAUCCACCAGUAGAGGACAAAAUGUUCGACGCCCCGAAGUACAUCCAGCAGGAGAUCAAGUCCGUGUCCAUACCUCAACCGGCCCAGUCCUUUGAGAGUCCUUACCGUUCAACAUGCAGCAUCCCGGCAGCAUUGAGCGGUGGAGCGCCCUCUAGCGGUACGACCCGCUCACAAGGUCCUGCAGCUCCAGACUCGCCUCGCAGCACCCGUAGCGCACCCUGGAUGCGAUCCCAACAACGUGGUCUGUUCGGCAUCAACUCAAGCCCCAAAUCCGUACGCUCGGUGUCAACGCGCAUGAGCGCGCCAGCCAACAACAGCCGGAUGCGGUCCAGCUCGGUCGAAAGCCACUCGUCAAGUGAAUCCCGUUCAGGACGACGUCGCCGGCAUCGAAGUCGCCGCGUGUCAGACAACGAGAGCGAGAUGAGCCGUGGAUCGGGACGGUCCGGUCGAUCACACGGUUCACACCGGAAACACCGGCGCCACCGUUCGAAGAACCGGCGCAAUCGAUCCGACACGGAAAGUCGCGAUAGAAGCUACUCCGGACAUCGCCGAUCCGCGGACUCGAUCGAGCUUGUUGACUCCGGUGAGCAGUGGCUCGAGGUGCAGCGUAAGCAACACUCCGAUGCCGUCCCGAAAGCGGCCGUCAUCAAGAGCAGCCAGGUGAUGAAGGGUUCCCAUCCGGACGCUGGCAUUGUGCAGCAUCACCAGCGUAGCCGACGCCACCGUAAGCACCGUUCGCCCUCGGACAAGAUCUGGUCGAGUGAGCUGACUAAACACCUGCAGUUCGGGUUGGUCGAUACGACCGGCAUGACGGAGGAUCAGCUGCGCGAGAUCCCGUACACGGUUGUCGAGACGAACCACGCCGCGAAGAAACCGACCACGCUGAAGGUGCACAAGACUAGUCAUCAGUCGGCGGGCGCGCUUGGGCACCAUCAACAUCAUCUGCCGCAUCAGCACCAGCUCGGGCAGGCGCAUCAACACCUUCACCAUCAGGCGAGUAACAACCGCAUCGAUCGGAUACGGGAGUACCCGAAGGAUGGUGCCGGUGUCCUACCGGAACAUGCGCUUAAUGGUGGCUCGAUCCGGUCGGCCAGUACGAUCAGCUCUUCGCGGGACUAUGAUCGGAGUUCGGGACUUAUCAGGAUGAUGUCGAGCAUGAGCAUGGGUGACUUUAUCUCACCGACCAGCUCGAGUCUUAGCCCGCUGGAUGGUUCUGCGGGCUUGCGAGUGUCCCACGAGCACACCGAUUCUGGGUUGGGCGCCGACCAGGACUACGCGUACUCCUCGGAAAGGUCCAGCGAUAGCGCGAAAUACGGCACAAACAAGUCGUCCGGAGCGUCAGUGACAUCCGGCCACACGAAGUCAUCCUCAUCGAACAACGUGAAGCCGCAUCAUCACACUGUGAGUAGUCGGAAACCUCCACUCUGUCCGGGGCGACCCGGACCCACGAACCCUAUCACUCAGCAGCCACAGCCCCAGCAACAGCUGCAGCAGCAACCCCAGCAGCAGCAACAACCGCUGCCGCUGAGCAAAUACUCCUCGGUACCUGGUGUACAUAGCGCCAACGGCAGUAACAGUCGCUUGAUUAAUACUAAUAACACGCACUACCAAAACAACCACUACACGUUUAGUCUAACCCGAACCCCUCACCAGCAUCAGCAUCGCCAGCAGCAGCAUCAGCAGUCUCGGCACAACCUCACUAACAACCUUGGCGGUCGCGUUCAACCGCCCGGUGUCGGUAGCAUAGGCAGUGGGUUGGGUUCUAGCACGUACCUGGACGCGGUCGCGACCCUAUCGUCGUCAGCCGCGCCCUAUCACUGCUACUUCGACGGUGCGGGUUUCCGGUCAUCCGGAAAUGGACUUCCCGCUGUCACGGGAUCCGCUUCCCGAGGCACAAAGUCCGACAUCGGUGUACCGAUCCGCCCGAAGCGACACUAUCAUCAUCAGCACCAGCAGCAGCAGCAUCAGCAUCAGCAUCAACAUCAGCAACAGGCACGCCAGCAGCUGACGAGCGUGCACAAUUACGGUCGGCCGGGUGACCGGAAGCAGCGCCACGCAAUGGUGGCCUCUCCAUCGUUCAACAAGUCGAUCGAUUACCUGGAGAACUACAAGACUGGCGUCGAGCGGCUGCACCAGGGCAGCAUCGCGCACAACAACAACGGACCGGAGGUGUUCGCCGGGCUGCUCGGGAUUGGUGCCGGUCCCACGGCCGCUGGCAGCCAGAACGCUCUCAACAACAACACCCAGCAGUGGGUAGCCCAGGGUGAGGGCUCGCUGGCGUGUUUCGAUACCAAUCGCAAUCAGGAUGGGUCUUGUGUGGAGGAUACUGGCGUCACGGUGGCCACGCCAACGUCCGGUCGCGGUCGUCCUGACGCGGGCAGCCCAAGAUCGUCCGCGGGCGUUCCCGGCGACAACGGCAACGCGCCAUCGGAGCCCGGAAGUGGGCCGCUCGGCUCGCAGGACAGCCCGGCCAGGACGGGUGACUCGGUGGCGCUGGGCAAGCGGCCUGCGUACGGGUCCGGCUCGGUCUGGUUUGGGGCCGGUAAGAACAGCAACCAUCGAUCGUCCAGCUUAGAGCUGAUACUAACACCUAUCAUACAGAGCCGACGGUAA